AUGAGCUUCUCAACAAACAAGGGAAACAGAGAAAGAAAGAAUGGCUUCUUCACCUUGUGCACCUCACAUAGUCCUCUUUCCAUUCAUGUCCAAAGGCCACACCAUCCCAAUUCUCCACCUCGCCAGACUCCUCCUCCACCGCAACGCCACCGUCACCAUUUUCACCACCCCUGCAAACCAUCCUUUCAUCUCCGCUUCUCUUGCAAACACAAAUGCCUCCAUUAUCGACCUUCCUUUCCCUGAAAACAUUGACGAAUUACCUACCGGAGUUGAGAGCACCGACAAACUCCCUUCCAUGUCCCUCUUCGUGCCAUUCGCCAACGCCACGAAACACAUUCAACCUGACUUAGAAAAAGCAUUGGAAGCUCUCUCCAAUGUCACAUGCCUUAUAUCUGACGGCUUCCUCAGUUGGACCCUUGAAUCAGCAACCAAGUUUGGCAUCCCACGGCUUGCCUCUUACGGGUGGAGCUACUACUCCAUGUGUGUGUGCCGAGAAGUGGGCGUGAAUCGUCUACUUUCGGGACCCGAGUCAGACGAUGAAAUACUAACCGUGCCUAGCUUCCCGUGGAUCAAGCUCCGCAGAAACGACUUUGAUGAGCCCUUCAAUGUCCGAGAACCGAAAGGUCCUCACAUUGACUUUGUUAUGGAGCAAUCCAUUGCAACAGCAAAAAGCUACGGUAUAAUUAUGAACAGCUUCGAAGAGCUCGAGUCCAAGUUCAUAGAUUACUGGAACAAUAAAUGCGAACCCAAAGCGUGGACCGUAGGGCCUCUGUGCUUGGCAGAACAGCCAAGUAACAAACUUCAACCCUACCAGAACCCGAAAUGGAUGCACUGGCUUGAUAAAAAACUAGCCCAAGGAAGCCCGGUUCUCUACGUAGCAUUUGGGUCUCAAGCAGAGAUAUCUCCCAAACAGUUGCGGGAAAUCGCAAUUGGUUUGGAGGAAUCAAAAGUGAGCUUCUUGUGGGUUGUGAGGAAAAGUGGAUCAGAACUUGCUGAUGGGUUUGAAGAGAGAGUUAAGGAGAGAGGGAUUGUGGUUAGAGAAUGGGUUGAUCAGAGAGCAAUUCUAGGACAUGAGUGUGUUAAGGGGUUUUUGAGUCAUUGUGGUUGGAACUCGGUGAUGGAGAGCAUAUGCGCUAAAGUUCCAAUCCUGGCAUGGCCCAUGAUGGCAGAGCAGCAUCUGAAUGCAAGGAUGGUGGUGGAGGAGAUCAAAGUGGGGCUGAGAGUUGAAACUAGCAAUGGGUCUGUGAGGGGUUUUGUCAAGUGGCAAGGUUUGAAGAAAAUGGUGAGAGAGCUCAUGGAAGGUGAGAUGGGGAAGGGGGUGAGGAAGAAGGUGGGGGAGUUCGGUGAGGCUGCAAGGAAGGCUAUGGAGGAGGGAGGCUCUUCUUGGCACACAUUGAAUCAGCUCAUUGAUGAGUUGCAAGCACUAAGAGGUGAGAGUUUGAAGCUCUGGUCUUGAUGCAGAGUAAUAUAUACUUGUUGCUAGUUGUGAAGGAAUUUUUUCAGAGUUUUUAUUGCACGGAUAUACUAGCACAAAAAAUAGUUUUCUACUUACAAAUUGGGUAAUCCUUCAAUGGAGUUCUUUCUAUACAAGAUGGUGAUCAAGUUUCUGCAACCUGAUUGGAUUUGUAUGAACUUAGAAUAAAGAACUUGGAACCAUUGUUAGAAUUCAUACAAUUCCAUACAAGUUUCAAUAAAAAAACAAAAACGAUAUGGUUGGUGUUGUUGAAUGUGAAUCCUAAUUUGAGUGAAUUUUAUUAUUCCAUUGUGAUUCCUUACUA
Molecule: messenger RNA, 1778 nt
Organism: Camellia sinensis
Lineage: Eukaryota; Viridiplantae; Streptophyta; Magnoliopsida; Ericales; Theaceae
Product: UDP-glycosyltransferase 90A1
Molecular function (GO): UDP-glucosyltransferase activity
Source: RefSeq, a predicted model, not a curated record